AUGGACCAUACACACGCCCGGGCCCUGGAGGCUCUCCAACCAUUCAUUCAUCUUGCCAACUCCAACAGUGCCACGUCUCCUCGAUUCAUCGCCAAAAUAAUUACAGAUGCUACUUCCAGUCCGCAGGCGUACGUCUUUGCUGAGCUGCUCGAAUCCCGGACCAUCCAGUCUCUCCGGUCAAAGGAGACGCCCGAGGAAUACCAAGGGUAUCUGACUCUGCUCGAGAUCUUUGCCUGGGGAACAUGGAAGGAUUACCAAUCAACACCCAACCUCCCCGAGCUCAAUCAAGACCAAACCCUCAAACUCCGUCUCCUCUCCCUCCUCUCUCUCGCCCCAACCAUCAAACCCCUCACAUAUGAAGCUCUCAUGGAAGCCCUUUCCAUAUCCAAAGCCGCCGAACUUGAAUCCCUCGUGACAAAAGCCAUCUACUCCUCCCUCAUCACGGCCCGUCUCUCCCCCGCCUCCGAUCCGCCAACGGUGAACAUCACCUCCGUCGCUACCCUCCGCGACGUCAAACCGCAGUCCCUACCGAGUAUGAUCUCUAUCCUGACAGAAUGGGAGUCCCGCUGCGGAGGCGUGAUCAGCGAUAUCGAAGCUGAGAUUGAGAAGAUCAAAGCGAAUUCCGCCAAGCGUGCCGCUAAGGAAAAUGCGCGCGCGGAACUACUGAACAAGGCUAUCAACAGCUGGUCGGAGGAAGGUGAUGAAGGGCAUCCGAAGAGAUCGGGGACGCGGAGUGGAGGCCGGAGGUUGGGACCUGGCGGUGGUGGUAGCAAGCGCGAAUACAGCGCCGAUGACAAUGACGACGAUGGGUAUUUCGAGAAUGGGAGUGAUGAUGCGGAGCCCGUUGGUUCGAGGAUGGAGAUCGAUGAAGGCGUAGGGUCAUCUCGGGUCGCCGCAAGACAAGCGAAACGUCUCCUCGGGAAGAAAACGUGA
Aspergillus chevalieri is the source of this 933-nucleotide messenger RNA. RefSeq lists its product as uncharacterized. The transcript has 2 exons. Gene Ontology annotation, cellular component: COP9 signalosome. The record is from RefSeq and is a predicted model, not a curated record. Lineage: Eukaryota; Fungi; Ascomycota; Eurotiomycetes; Eurotiales; Aspergillaceae. The coding region runs from base 1 to 933 and encodes 310 amino acids.